CCUAAAACCUCUCCCCAUUCUACCCGCUUCUUCAAAAAUCCCCAAUUUUACAAAUUCGUUUGUAAUUGGAGGGAUGGCGACUUCUGCGAACAAGAUCAAGAACGCAAAAUUGGUUCUUCUUGGAGAUGUAGGAACGGGGAAAUCUAGUAUAGUUCUUCGAUUUGUUAAAGGGCAAUUUGUUGAAUUUCAGGAAUCGACGAUAGGUGCGGCUUUUUUUUCGCAGAUGUUGGCAGUUAAUGAUGAGACAGUGAAGUUUGAGAUAUGGGAUACAGCAGGACAGGAGAGGUACCAUAGCUUGGCUCCAAUGUACUAUCGGGGAGCUGCGGCAGCUAUCGUUGUGUAUGAUAUAACGAACCCGGCCUCUUUCACUCGAGCAAAGAAAUGGGUUCAAGAACUUCAAGCCCAGGGUAAUGCAAACUGUGUUAUGGCUCUUGCUGGAAACAAAGCUGAUCUACUAGAGUCUAGAAAAGUCUCCACAGAGGAGGCCAAAAUAUAUGCCCAGGAAAAUGGUCUUUUCUUCAUGGAAACGUCAGCUAAAACUGCAAUUAAUGUCAAUGACAUGUUCUAUGAAAUUGCGAAGACACUGUUGCAUCAGGCUGAACCAUCUCCGAACCCUACAGGAAUGUUUCUUUCAGAUAGACCUGCUCAAAGAAAUGCUUCUUCAUGCUGCUCUUAAUCAGAUGCUGGGGUCAUCGAUUAACUCGUGUUUACUGAGAAUUUUAAUCACCGAGGAUAUAGUUUGUUCCUUUUUUAUGCUAUAUUUUUUUUAAGGCAUCCCCAUUUGUGUAUAGCUUUCGCCUCUUAAUGUGAUGUGUGCCCAAUCGCCGUCUGUGUAUAUCGUAUUCUCUGGGUUAUCAAUUGAAGAUUUCAUGAAAGUGAAGUAGUAAGGUAUGGGUUAUCACAGGCUUAUUAAUUGGAACUGUAUCUUAUUUGAAUGACAUGAAUAUGCUUGCUUUUUGGAUGUA
Messenger RNA from Asparagus officinalis (garden asparagus), 965 nucleotides. RefSeq names its product ras-related protein RABF2a-like. The record is from RefSeq and is a predicted model, not a curated record. Bases 74 to 676 code for a protein of 200 amino acids. The transcript is spliced from 7 exons. NCBI's taxonomy places the organism in Eukaryota, Viridiplantae, Streptophyta, Magnoliopsida, Asparagales, Asparagaceae. Gene Ontology annotation, molecular function: GTP binding; GTPase activity.